ACGUGACACCGUUGUGUGAAAUUUUUUUGAGAGAGUUCUGGGUUGGAUAAAAUUGACACAGUGCCAGGGAUGAAAAUCUAAGUUUUUUCGAUAGUCUGCCUUGAUAGGCCGAGAACAACUAUUUCUACGUAAAGACGGAAGACUAAGGAAGGGUCUUCAAACAAAUUUCACGAAGAGAGUGUGAAAGAAAUGUCAGGACAGCCGCCUCAACGAGUUCGUCGUAAUGUGUCCCCGGCAUCAACAAAGCAAGGACCGAUAAAAGCUGUUAAGACAUUCACUCUGAAACAAAAAAGUCCAACACGCAGCUUAAAUGCAUCUCCUACACCAAGCAGUCACAAAAUAUGGAGUCGAAAAUCCCCAGACCAUCGAGCAUCUCCAGAGCGAAAAAGUCCAAGCUCGCCCAGAGAAAAGUCAAAAUCGCAUCGUCAAAGCCCUGUGCCCAGCUUGUGGCGAGCCAGCUCUCUGGACACAAUCUACCUUGCUGGCCAGUGGCCCAAAGACCCACAUUCCUACAGCUCUCACAAUCUGGGGGUGCUCACAUGUGACAAAUUUACACAGACGCCUGAUGAGUGGGAGUCUGUCAGCAGCCUUGACAGGAAGAAGGAGAAGGGGCACAAGAGAUCAGCAUCAUUUGGUCAGGGAGAUCAACUCAAGGUGCUGAUAAAACAGCGUCUACAGCGAACCAAAGAAGGCAGCAAGGAGAAGGAAUGGAGCAAACAGCGACAGAGUCCGGUGCAAGGCAAACACUCUGCCCUCUCCCUCACGGCGCCACCUACUGUCUUCAGCCAAUCAAAAGCUAUUGGCAUACCCACGAACAUUCCUAAAACAAACAUGUCAAAAUAUCAACGUAACAGUGUAGAAGGACUAAAUACAGAAAUUGAAAAGCUUGUUCUGAACAACCCAGCAGCCAUCGAACCUGAAGAGUCAGAACUAAAAGUACAUUCUCAUCCAGAGAUUCCUGAUGGUCACAGAGCACCAAUUCCUGACAUUAUCCGAAUUGGCUCAACACGUUCGGUAAACACACAGACGCCGUCAGGACAGGUGGAUGAGCCCUACACCAUCACCAGCAGCGGGAGCCGCGCCGACUCCAUCAGUCCUGCCAUACCAAUCAUUCCUGGUCACAUGGACACCUCCCGGCCCUCCAGUCGGUCAGAGUCAACAGACAGCAAGUCUUCCGACAAAGGUGAAGCUGAAGACUCCCCAGAACCCUCAAUCACCAAGUUUGUUUCAAGCCCCAAAGCAGAGAAAUGUGACUUCGUCCGAGAGCCUCCAGAUGGGUGUGAGAAGGUCCGAGUCAUCGAGGAAUCGCGAAAACCCAGCAUCAAAGAGUCUCUAUUCUGUCCUUUAAAGCCAAAUCAGUUCAUCUUCAAACCAAGUCAGAGCUCUGCUUUCUGCCCCCUGAUCAGGAGUUACUGCAGCCCCACACAGGACAUCGGCCUCAACACAGUUCCACCAGUAGCUCCACCACCAACGCCCCCUACAAUAGAGGGGCAGUAGACAGGGGAGAUAAUCUCAUUUCACUGUGCCAUUACCAGACUACCUGGAAUUAAGUCAUGUCACCCAAGGAGUGUUCCUAUAUUUAAAUAUGACCACUGUUUGUUUUUCCUUUGUUACUUCUUAUUUCGCAUACAUAUAUAUUUUGAUUGACCAUGAGUUGCAAAACAUCACAAAGAAAAGAGUCACAAUUAUGUUUAUUGUUGGUAUACAAAUCUAUAUGUCUGGAUUGUGGCAUCAUAUAAUUAUUGUAUGCUCUUUUCACAGACCUUGAUAUUGUAUUAUGCUGACUGUCUCAUUUCAUUGUUUGUGUAUUGAUUGAGAACACUUGUAUUGGGAUCAUCAACUGCAUCGUGCUGUACACACAAACAUUAUCUUGCUAAGUUUAUGAUGAGUUAAAUAUUCAUUCCAUUUCAUCAAAACACGAGCAGAUUUUCACCACAGAUAUCUCUGACUACUGUAUACUCUCUCAACUUUUAGAAAAAUUGAAACAUGACGAAAGUGAUAUGGUCCAAGGUGUAUACUUUGAUGGCACCAACGCCCGUAGGUGUCCUGCGUGAUUCAUGAGGUUUGCCAGUCUCAUGAUGCAUAUGCAUUUAAUGCACUGUAGUGAUUAGUGAGUUUGCUGACUUGGUUGAUGCAUGUCAUCGGUCCCAAUUGCGUGGAUCGAUGCUCAUGAUGUCAAUCACUGGAUUGUCUGGUCCAGACUCAAUUAUUUACAGACUCCCGUCAUAUAGCUGGAAUAUUGCUGAGUGCAGUGUUAAACAAGAACAAAUAAUUAGUGAGUUAAAAUUUAAUGUCGCACCAGCAUUAUUUCAGCCAUAUAGCGACUUAAUCCAGUGUGGCAUAAGUAAUGAUCAUUAAGAUUGCGAUUUUGCAUAUUCUUUCACCUUGGCAAUUUUAGAGAGAAGCAAUACGGUUCUUCCUUUUAGAUUUAGCAAGUUCACAAAUGCUUUGUGUAUUUUAAGUUGAAAUAAUGAGUAUGUUUUCAGUGUGAAUGAAAUUCAAUAUCUUUAAUAUUUUGUUAUAUUUCUUGUUAAAAUUGUAUAUGUAUAUAUCAGUGUAUCCGUGUGGCUCUAAUGAUGUUAUUUUGAUGUGCAGCGUUUUCGUUUUUAGAGACUGUUUAGUGGCUAUUUGCUACUAACUUGAUAUUGGAAUUAGUAAGUUUAACACGUCACUAGUCCUCAUGAUCAGUGUAAGACAAUCUUCCCUGGGUUUGAGUCAAUCUUUGGUCAUGGAAUCCUGAAUGCUUAAGUUACUUUCAAUAAUACUUUAUCAGAAGUCAGACAAAAUCUGGUGGGGGUCUUACAUAUAUAACUGUCAGUGCUGCAUAGAAAGUGCACAAAAUAUUUGUUUCAGAACUCUUCUCGUGAUAAUUCAUUAAUUUAUAAUCUUAAACAUAAUUCAAAAUUAUGAAGCCUGAUAUGACAAAUCCCAGGGUACUUAAUCAGUUCAUCAAACCGAGGCUAGUGGCAGUUUGUCUCCUCAUUUGUCCCCUCCAUAAUGAGGGUUUCAACUUGAAGAAGAAACAUUCACUGUUCCUUUUCAAUUGAAUUAGCUCUAAAACUGUAUGUGCCAAUCUUAAUGAGAAACAAGUUUGUUUCGAACUGGCAUGAAAUAUUAAUUAUCUUGCUGGUUGUCAUCAGUGAUCAUGUUAUCGUUGUUUUAAUAACCGUUUUGAAGAAGAAUACAAGAAUCUUUUAUUCUUUUGCUAAAACGCCUAGGUUAUUGGUCACAAUGUUACCAUAUAGGGCUUUUUGUGUGCUACUUCACAAGUAUUAUCAUUCAUUAUGGCAUUCACCUAAGUCAUUUAUAUCUAUUCUAUAAUCAAACUGGUAUUUGAAAUGUGUAAUCCACUAUUGAAAUUUGUCUACAAAAAUAUUUGCAUUGUGGACCAAGUUGAUUAAGUUUGUUGACACAUAUUAACAUUUUGUUUGUGGUGACUGACUUGACACUGAUGUUUGACUAUCUCUCCUCGUGGUGGCAAAGUUCAAUAUGCAGAUUCAACCUUUUUGAUAUUUGUGGAGCAUUGCAAAAAAAACCACUUGCACUAUGAGUCAACAUGAAUUUUCUGAUAACAACAACAGAUAAAUCUAUAUUGUC
Molecule: messenger RNA, 3597 nt
Organism: Haliotis rufescens (red abalone)
Lineage: Eukaryota; Metazoa; Mollusca; Gastropoda; Lepetellida; Haliotidae
Product: protein FAM117B-like
Exons: 8
Coding region: 190-1497 (435 amino acids)
Source: RefSeq, a predicted model, not a curated record